CUUGCAUGAUGGCGGAUGAGUGUGUCCAUGGGGCAGAUCGUAACAUUAACAUAGCCGACCAACAGUGAAGCAUCGGCCGCCAAUGGCGUAUAGCAAUCAGGAAGAUUAAAGACAAAUUCGAUGAGAUCACAUCGGGAACUCCGUUUCUAAAAAAAAAAAAGCUUAGAGAAAGGGCCGCUCGUUUCGUCAUUUUGAGACCCGAAAGGGAGGAUUUCUUCGUUCCCUGAAAAAUUUCCGCAUGACCUGCAUCAUUUUGGGAGGUAACAAAGUACCGCACAAGGCAAGCGCCUUUCCUCAUUCACAAAUGAUACAAUGUAACACAUUUGAUACGCGACCGCUUUGAUAACAAUCAUCCGGAGUUCAUGUGUAUGCGCUCGGUCUUACUCUUGUUUGGCUUAUUUCAAGAAAAGUAGACGGGAAGGGAGAGAAGUUAGAAGGAAUAGUAAGAAGAGAUUCCUUUUGAGGUGUGCACCAGGAGUUUCUAUCACACUUGCUGUACAGACGAGUCAUGAGCUGUCAGGAGGUGCCCAACCCCAGCCAGGAGCCGAAAGACACUGCCGUGGUCCCCACAGAGGCAGGAACCACGCAAGCUGUCCCCACAACCUCCCCAAAGCCUAUAUCUAUCACAGUAAAGACUGAGGUGGCUUCCCCCACCGAGUCGGUGGCCAGUAAUGGCAAAGCGAGCGACAGCAACAUGCCUGCUGAGAUCUGUGUGGUUUUAGGGAGCAACUCGCGCAACUCUCAAACACAAGGCUCUUACAUUUGUGGAAUAUGUGGAAAAAAGUACAAAUACUACAACUGCUUUCAGACACACGUCCGAGCUCACACAGAGUCGGAUGGCACUGCAUCUGGAGAAGGAGCAUCUCUAGGAAUCAAUAGUGCUUUCCGCUAUACAUGUGAUGUAUGUGGGAAAAAAUACAAGUACUACAGCUGUUUUCAGGAGCACAGAGACCUCCAUGCAGUUGAUGGUGAGCAAUAUCCAUAUGACCAUGUGAUACCUGUAGAGGACCCAAAAGAGGAAUCUGAACCCUACCAGAAAAUGGGACCAAAAACAGGAAGCUACACCUGCGAGUAUUGUGGAAAACAGUAUAAAUACUUCAAUCCUUAUCAGGAGCAUGUGGCUCUUCAUGCUCCAUUGAAGGGAACUUAUGGCCUUAAAAUGGAAGGGAAAAUGUCUAGCCAGUCAGGACAGUCUAGUCGUGUAGACAUCAAUUCCCAGAACUCGAGUGAUACCCCAAACAGCCGGGCUUUCAGUUCCCUCCCCAACUCUCAGAAAACCUACGCGUGUGGAGCCUGUGGAAUUCAGUUUCAGUUCUACAACAACCUCUUGGAGCACAUGCAGUCCCAUGCUGCAAUCAAGAACAACUGGAAAAGUUAUGGAAAUACAUUGUUCAAAAGGCCUGAUAAUGAGAAUCAUAUUAAAGAUGAGUCUCCAAAACCCUGCCAAGUGCCUGCAGCCACACAGGAACAGAUGUGGAAACCUCCACAGCCGACCCAACAGAGGAGCCAUGUACACUCUUAUCAGAAUAGAUUGCUCCCAGAAAAAGAGAGGCAACAAGUGGCUGAGCGUUUACUGAGGGUUAUGUGUGUAGACCUUGGCCUUCUGGGUGUUCUCAGCAGUAAAGAUUUCCUAAAACUGGCUCAGACCCUGGUGGACACUGGUGCACGAAAUGGGGCCUACUCCAUCCGUGAAGCCCUGGGAGAUAUGAGCUCGCUGGCACUAAAGCAACUCCCUCGUAUGUAUAAUCAGGUGAAAGUGAAAGUGACCUGUGCCCUGGGUUCCAACUCUUCCUUAGGCAUUGCUGUGACCUGCCAUUCGCAAACUCUGGGACCAGAUUCCUGCUACUUGCUAACAGCAUAUCAAGUAGAGGGUGUGCGACUCCGACGCUACGUGUUAGGACUCAAGGAGGCCUCUCUAAGGGAGAGUCCAGAGCAGAUACAUCACUGGGUCCAGAUUGUUCUGUCCGAGUUUGUCAUGUCAGAAAUCCGUACUGUCUAUGUGACUGAGCCACGUUUGUCUGCAUUAGCAUUUUGUGGUCGCACCGGAGUUAGCCUCCGUUGUGCAGGUUGUUCUCUAACAGCCACAGUUCAGGCUGUUAUUAGCCGUCGCAGCCUGCAAGCGCGAGGACUCCAUGAACUAGGUGAGCUUCUGGCAACAUGCCGUGACAUUGCUGCAACGACUAGCUUUAGCCGUGAGAGUAAAGCCGCAGAGGAAUCAGCCGCUCCGCCCUGCUGGGAUCCAGUCGUAGAGGCCUUGCUCAAGGUUCAUGACAACUUUGAGGCCACCUGUGAAGCGUAUGGCCGGUCUAAGAGCACAGUGGCACUCUUGCAGGGCCUGAACAAGCACCUCCUUGGCACGCUUGCAUGUUUGCUAGCACCGCUAAGACAGGCAGCACAGGAGCUGAGUGUCGAACACAGCCCCACGCUGCAGCACGUGCUCCCCGUCUACCUCCGUCUUGAAAAACUUUUCACCUCCAAAGCCGGUGAGGUGGGUGCUGGCAGUAAACUCUGCCACUACUUCCUGGAGGCCCUGAAGGAGAACUUCAAAGUGGAACGUGUCCAUCAAGUUGCAAUGAUCUUGGACCCACAGCUAAAGCUGCGGCCUGUCCCAGCGUACCAACAUGAGGACAUCAUCUCACGGGUGUGUGACAUGGCUGCUAAUAUGAGGGAAACGGGAAGUGGUGGAUCUGGAGGGACAUCUGUGGAUGAAAGGGAUAGUGACGGACCCUCAGUGGCCAAGCAAGGGCGCCUGGACUGUGGUGGGUUAGAGAGGGCACCAUGCGGGGCUGACGAGCCACAGGUACGAAAAGAGUUGUUCCAAUACCUCGGUGAACCACUGUUAAGUGGCACAGGUGACCUGUUGCAGUACUGGAGUUCAGUCAUGGACAGAUACCCCAGGCUUGCGCGGUUAGCACUGUGGUUGCUGGCCGUACCAGCCGUAGCUGUACAUGGAGAAUGCGUGAACAUCUGCAAGCAGACUUUAGCCAUGAGGAGAAAGCAGCAGGUCACUGCAGAGGAGAUGAACAAGCUGGUCUUCCUCAAGAGUAAUUUUGCUUGAGGCAGCUAAGGGCUUUAAGCUAAUGGCAUCACAGACUGUUUUGCAUCAAGACUUCAGUGAACCAGACUGACCAGUGACUUCUCUUUAUCCUCUAAAAAAAAAAAAAAAAACUGAUUUUACGCAAGUGUCUACCAAUGAGGCACAUGAUAAACAUUUGCAAAGGAAAGAUACACUGACAAUUGAUAGACAAAUGCCUGUUCAGAUCGUAAUUUGGCUUUAACUACAGAGCAACUCAUUCUGCCCUGGAUUUAAACUUUUGUUUUUAAUAUAUCAGUUGAACAUAACUUAAAAUUGUCAUCUGUUUGAGUCAGUAUGCGGUUCAUCCAUCUCUCUUAAAUCAUUUUGUAGACAACAUCAGAGUUUCAGUGAAUGAAUUGUUGAAAUUAUCAACCACCUCAUUUAGUGCAGGUAAAAACGGGGUAUUUAGAAAAAGCCAUGAUUUGCAAUUACGCCUUUACAAAAAUCACACAAAGCUCAAUGAUACCUCUUUGUGGUUAAGCAGUAGGCUGAUCAACUGUAUAGAUCUAAGGCUUGUCAUUGGUGUGCCCUGAUAUAGUAGCCGGUUAACCGCUUUCAGUGUGUUAAGCUCAGUGUUGUACAGUUGCAAGAGUUUAUGGCCAGCAGAACUCCAGUUUUUAAGUUAAUGCUUUUGCAAUUAUUUAUUUACAUUUUUUGUUAGUUUUCACAAAACCAUUGCAAAAACAUGUCACGUAGCACAAGUUACUCUCAAGCUGACUUUGAUGCCUUGGACCUUUUUGUAGCAGCCUUUUUCCCUCACUGUUAUAGCUCUGGCAUCAUGUCUUUCUACAAUACAAUCUACUGUAGUUAAAACAUUUAUUUUGUGUUUUAACCUAAUAUUAUUGGGGAUCAGAAUUAUAUGGAAUUGUUCUCUAAAGCUGUGCAACGUUCUGGUACAGUUAUGUGCAAAGUUUCUGAUAUUGGUUCUGAACCAUUUGAAAAGGGGCUAAAAUGAAAUUGUCUAUCUCUCACUGUUUCAGUACAAACCACCUUGAACAGAGGCAGCUAAUUGUAUUAUUGUGUGAACGCAUUCUUAUUGUUAGAAGAUAAGGAAACUAAACGAUCACUUCAUUAUUAAUGCACUGGAUUUCUGUUAUCCGCAUUUUCCUCAUUAAUCUUCAGCAGUUUAUUAGAAUAGUGAAAACCUUGCCUAGAUUAGGACCAAAGUAUCUUUUUAAAAGUAGUUUGACAUUGUGAGUAAUUACCUUUUUCUUUCAAACAGAUGUGUGAAGUCAUCCCAUAAAAUGCGUACUUCGCGUAAUCUACGUAAUUAAACUAAUGUGUAAUUUAUCGACCACAUGAAGUUUCACCGUAUUUGAACAACAUUUUUAAACACUUCAGUGAAUGAACAGAAGUUCUUACUUCCAUGAUAAAAUAAAUGAUUUUCAAGAGUAUUUUACUUGGGGUUUCCCACAGUCAUGGAAAACCUGGAAAUAUCAGGGAAUUUAAAAAUUGUGAUUUCCAGGCCUGGAAAAGUCAUGGAAAUUAAUAAAAUCUUCAAAGUCAUGGAAAAAUCAUGGAAUUUUUUUAUAGUUCAUAUAUUUUUAUUUAUUAUGCUCUGUCAUAAAAUAUUUAAUCGGGGUCUUGCGUUGCACUGGAUUAAAAACACACUGUGAAGAGUUUCAAAUAUAUCAUGUUAUUUAGAAUACCUGACCAAUUAGAGACGAUAACGUUCCACUCCCCGCCUAUUUUAGGAUUCACGUUUUCAGGCUAAUUGUCAUUUACCCGCUUAAUUUCAGUGAAGUGUGUCUCUCUUUGCUAAUUUUCACGUAACCUACUUUAGCAUGUAAAAUUUGCUUUUACAGCUAAGUUUAACAUGCCAGGAAAGUGCACCUUUAACAAUGCCUUGCUCAGCAUGGCCAGGUAUGAAAAAUGUCUGGCAAAGGAUCGGGAUCCUACGGUGCCCGGGAAGGGACAGAUUCGAUUCACUUAGUUUUGUCAUUGCCACAUCAUAUAACUCGUGGGAAUGUGAUAAUGUGUUGUGGCCACUAGAUAUUAUGUUGAGGGAACGACAUCCUUAUCUCGUGGUCACAAGAAUAUGAUCUCGUUCCCUAGACAAAGUAUUUGUCCCACAACUUUGUUGAUGUAAAUGGCUUAAAAAGACCUAUAUGAAGUGGUGUAACGUUAGUUCAUUUUCUUUUACUCGCGCUCUCUGAAGGCGACAGUCUUACAAAAAUAUCGUUCACACACUUGGCCUAAAGGGUAUAUAACUGUACUACAAGGGCCAUAAAACACUGUAUGCAGAACAGUCAACACUUGGUGUGGCUGCAGAAUUAUGACUGAACAUGCACCGAUGCGCUUUCAUUGCCUAGCAUACUCAAGGGACCACCUGAAAAUUCCACCCACUAUGCUGUUGACAUGCAAGUUAACAUAAAAAAAACCCAGUAAAAGUGCAGUAUUUUCACAUUUCAAAGGUUGUAGUAAGUUCCCAGUGGAUAGACUAAUUUACUACAGUUGAGAUUAUUAAAGUAAGUCCAAUUAUAUGAGUAUAGUAUUUGAUUAUUUUAGGAAAACAAAUCACCAAAAUUUGCCAAGAUGUCAUGUUCACAUUCCAGAGGAUGUCGCAGGUUCCUAGUUGAUAGACUGACUUACUACAGUUGAUAUUAUGUCAGUAUGCGCAAUUAUACAGAUGCUGUUUUCAAAUAUUACAAACAAAACUCACCUUAAUGACAGAAGCACAUUCUAAAGGCUUCCAGGUAAACUGGUCUCAUAGAGGAGCAUGCCCAGGGCGGUUAGUGUUGAAUUAGGGUUAGAAUGUUCUCUCUUUGUUUGUAAGAAAAACACUCUAACCAUAGAAUUGUUGUUCCAUAUAACAAGCAUUAGCAACCACUAUAUAUAAAAACAUUAAACUCAAACCAAAUUUAAAGGGGAUCUUGCGCAGCUGGGCCUACAGUCUUUAAAGUGUGCAAAUGUCAUUUAGAUCAAUUUUGGUGUUUCCCCUUAUAUAUAUAUAUAUAUAUAUUAGUAUAUUUGAAUACUGCAUCUUUUUAAUUGCACAUGCUGGAAAAUCUCACCUUUUGUUAGUCUACCCACUGGGAACUUACUACAAGUUGUUAUUUUUAAUUAUUAAUUAAUUUGUUAAUGAAAUGUUUUCAGUUUAACAUAAGAAACAAUGGUGUGGUUUUGUUUUUUUAUAAAUUUGCGAUUGUGAUUAGGUGCCAUUUUCAGAAUGAAAGGCUAAAUGUUUGGGCAUGGAAAUUAGCUUUCAAGUCAUGGAAAAGUCAUGGAAAUUCAUUGGUUGAAAAGAGUGGGAACCCUGUAGUUUUCAUGGAAAGAUGUUAUUAGCAUUAUAUAAUUUGUUUUGUAAUGCCUUGAACAUCUUUGUGAUUAUACAGCUAUGCAUGCAGACAAUAUAAGAGACUUUGUUAAAGUAAGCCAGAGAUGCUUGCAGGAAUCAGACAUAUAGGCUAUGUUCACACAGCUGUAAUCAGUAAAAUCAACCUUUCUCAGGUUAUAAAACAUGGCAGAAAAUAGGGCUAUUGAAAUAAUUCUUGUCUGCUGCUGUACAGUGGGUACAGGACAAUUUGAGUCACAGCUGUUAGUAAAUAUGGUUUAAUUCCAAUUCCAAACUCUGACUGUGUGAACAUAGUCAUAAAGCCUGAAUUGCUGAAGAAAAUAGUUAAUGCAAAAACUGUUCUGCUGAAGAUAAAUCGAGCAAAGGGCGCAUGCGAUUGGAUGAGGUAUUUUAGGUACCCCAAAAUAAAGAUGUUGAUACUUGCUAGCAUGUGCAGAAAAGUUUGUGUAAAAAAAAAAAAAAAAAAAAAAAAAAAAGCUUUAAAUGUUGCCCAGAAAUAGAAACAGCUGCUGUCGUACAUUGUUGUAUUUCUCUAUAACCACAAGAGGGCAGAAGUGUCUUUGCAAAGAGUCUCCAAAACACCUUACCUCUGUUUUCUAUCCAAACAUUUCAGAUAUUUUGAUAAACUCAGUCUAUGAAUAUGAUGGACUUCAUGAAGGUUUUACUUUUGUGUUUAUUUUUCUGAAUGAAUGUGUAAUGCGUGUCUUUGGGGAAAUAUGAAAAGUAGGAGAAUGCAACAUGCUCCUGUGCUGCAGCAAGGUUUAUUUGAAAUAUACUUAUAUCUGAAAGUAUAGAACACUGUUUUAAUCACAACUAUUUAUGGAUACAUCACAGUUGUUAAUAUUACUCUGUUUUUUUUUUUUAGGGACCCCCCCCCCCCCCCCCCCCCCCCAUUUUAGCAGUAGGUCUAAUUUAUACUUUUUUAACACUAUUUUUAUAACAUGACUGAUAAUAGAGUUUUCUCUCAUUAUUGACUGUCAGUAGUGUACUGCACUGUUCUGAGAAUCUAUCUACUCCUGUAGUAUGUGCUGUGUGAAUAAAAUAUCCUCAAAGAUUUCAGUUUUAUAUAAUUUUGGUUGGUUACACAUUAUUACAAUGUAGUCAUGCAAGUAUUAAAAACUGUAAUGAAUUUCAAUUACUUUAAAUGUUAAUGUAAUGCAAGUUUAUUUAUUUAUUUUGAUGACAAGCUUUCUAUGAAGAAAGAUGUCAUGGAACCUGUCCUGGUCAUGUUUCACUCCAAAAAAAAAAAAUUCUUUAAGCAUUGUGACAAGUAAUAAUACAUCAUGGAAGUAUUUGUUGGACUGCCUUAUAAAUUUAGCUGAUUUAAAUAAAAUACUGUGAUAGAGUAAAUACAGUAAAAUCAUUUAGAAUAAUGGACAUUACCAAAAAAAAAAACAAAAAAAAACUUAAUUAGUCCUUAAAAUAAGUUUAAUUUUCUUUAUGCAAAAUGUACUACUUUCAGAAGAUG
Messenger RNA from Myxocyprinus asiaticus (Chinese sucker), 7839 nucleotides. RefSeq names its product zinc finger protein 618-like. Lineage: Eukaryota; Metazoa; Chordata; Actinopteri; Cypriniformes; Catostomidae. The transcript has 14 exons. Bases 509 to 3058 code for a protein of 849 amino acids. Gene Ontology annotation, molecular function: protein dimerization activity. The record is from RefSeq and is a predicted model, not a curated record.